GUGUGUUGGUGUUGUAGUUGAUCGACAGUCGAGAAACGGACCAAAUCCUGCAUCUUCAUUUGGAACACUACCACGAGAGCGACUUAACACGCAUAAACCACUGCAGCCCAAUCUGUCCGUGAGCAGCCCCAAUCUCAACGAAUUGGAUGUCAUAUGCACUAAGAAAAUUGGGACUCUACAACGAAAAGAUGCUAUCCGCAAGAAACGGCAAGUUAUGGUGCACAACGACAACGAGCAUGAACGUGGUGUACAAUUUCCGGACUCUGAUGGUUUGUUCGUUGUUCGUUUGUAUUUAUUUGCACGUUCCUUCCACCUGAGACUUCUGUAUUUUCUCUAUAAAGCUUCCUGCAGUCUUUGUGUCGUUUAG
Strongylus vulgaris is the source of this 367-nucleotide messenger RNA. The record is from the annotation of a GenBank genome assembly. NCBI's taxonomy places the organism in Eukaryota, Metazoa, Nematoda, Chromadorea, Rhabditida, Strongylidae.